UUGAAUGUGAAUUUUGUGAUUAUCAUUUGGGUUUCCACUUUCCAGCGAAGACUGUGAGAGCCGCCAUUAUCCAGUAGAGCGCGGUUUUCUGAUACUUUUCUAUACACGCGUUCUUCUCUUUCGCAGAUCUGUCUUCUCCUUAAGGGUUAAGAAAGCCUUGGGCCAGGGCAAACAAAUUCGAAUUUGUAAUCAAAUGUUCAGCCUCUGUUGAGAUCGAAACACUUCAAUUCGAGUUAUUUCAAAAUGGGGGAUAUUGUUCCCAUUUACUACCACAUCAUCGCCUUUAUAUGCACUGUUGGAGCUACUGCUUUGGCCGUUUUCCACAUCUACAGGCACCUUUUGAAUUACACUGAACCUACUUACCAGAGAUACAUCGUUCGCAUCAUUUUUAUGGUCCCUGUCUAUGCAUUAAUGUCUUUCUUGGCCCUUGUUUUACCAGAUAGUGCUAUAUAUUUCAACUCCAUUCGAGAAGUUUAUGAAGCCUGGGUCAUUUAUAAUUUCUUGUCAUUGUGCCUUGCAUGGGUCGGUGGCCCUGGAGCAGUUGUGCUAAGUUUAAGUGGUCGUGUUCUAAAACCAUCAUUUUGUUUGAUGACGUGUUGCUUCCCUCCUAUACCACUGGAUGGGCGUUUUAUACGGAGGUGUAAGCAAGGCUGUUUACAAUUUGUAAUCCUAAAGCCCAUCCUUGUCGUUGUUACUCUCAUACUUUAUGCAAAAGGGAAAUAUAAAGAUGGAAAUUUUAGUCCGGACCAGGCGUAUCUUUACCUUACCAUCAUUUAUACAAUCUCGUAUACUACUGCUCUUUAUGCUUUGGCAUUGUUUUAUAUGGCAUGCAGAGAUUUGCUUCAUCCAUUUAAUCCCGUUCCAAAGUUUAUCAUCAUCAAAUCUGUUGUUUUCCUGACUUAUUGGCAGGGUGUUCUGGUUUUUCUUGCUGCAAAGUCUGGAUUCAUAAAGAACGCAGAUGAAGCUGCUGAUUUUCAAAAUUUUAUAGUAUGUGUUGAGAUGCUUAUAGCUGCUGUUGGUCAUUUUUUUGCAUUCCCAUACAAGGAGUAUGCUGGAGCAAAUAUUGGUGGCGGACGUGGUUUUACGGGAAGCCUUGCACAUGCCGUGAAGUUGAAUGACUUCUACCAUGACACUGUUCACCAGUUUGCUCCAACUUAUCAUGAUUAUGUACUCUACAACCAUAGUGAGGGUGAUGAGGGAACAAGGAAAUACCGUUCACGCACUUUUGUGCCAACUGGCCAGGAAAUGGAUGCUGUGAGAAGAAACAAACACAUGUUUGGAUCCAAGCUGGAUGACAUUCAGCUAUCAAGUCUUUCAUCGUCUGCUGCAAGCACUCCCAAAAAUGAAUACACACAGUCUGAUAUAACGAAGUCUUCGUUGCUUGUAGAUACCUCAAAUUCGUUAUCUGUGCCAUAUGACAUGUCACUUAUUGAUAUUGACAUGUCUAGUUACCCUGCAAAAGUUCCUGCAGCAAACGAAACUGGGACUCGGUGACAAGAAUGAAGAUUCCACUUCAGAUGGGUAAGAAGAGUGUCAAUACUAGGAAACAAAAGAGUUGUGUGUCUGAUACUAUAUUUGCCUGGAGAAAAGUCUUGUUUGUCUAAUUGUGUGCGAAAGUGCUGUCAAAUUACUAAGAUUGUAAAGCCCUCAGUUGUCUCUCUCAUGUGGUUUCAAGUAUUGUAAUCACUGAUACCAAGCCUCCAACAAAAAAUUGACUUCUUGGCCUAUUUCUCGACUGUUGUCCAUUACUGUUGCCAUCGCCAUUGUACAUAUGGCUUUCCAUUGUCAAUUUGUCAUACUAGCUAAACCAUUACUUCAAUCACAAAAUUAGUUUCUGAAUUGUUUUCCGUCACACGUUUCAAGACCAAUCAUUUGAAUUUGUACUUUUUCUCGUGUUGGUUUGAAAUUUGGACGUGGCUGUAAUCUCCUGUAUUCUUGGAUUAUUUUGCUUCUGUCUGUAUUUACUCACUAAAUGCAUAUAGUUUCCUUUGUUUUUUAUUUUUAUUUUUAUUUUCUUUCCCUUUCUAUAUUUUUUCUUUCCAGGAAAUAGGGAUGGGGAAUUUGGUGUGGUGUGAUGUGUUCAUUUUGUUUUUGAAGUGUAUUUUUUUUGAAAAACAGUUUAGUACCCUUAAGUAUUGUGUGCAGUGUUAGCCAGAAGAUGAUUUGUACAUUUUGUUGGAUC
Molecule: messenger RNA, 2182 nt
Organism: Pistacia vera
Lineage: Eukaryota; Viridiplantae; Streptophyta; Magnoliopsida; Sapindales; Anacardiaceae
Product: transmembrane protein 184A-like
Exons: 8
Coding region: 244-1494 (416 amino acids)
Biological process (GO): transport
Molecular function (GO): transporter activity
Source: RefSeq, a predicted model, not a curated record